GUCGGGACGCGUUACUGGAGCACCGGGACGCUAUAGAAAGUGCGACCGGGUAAAAUUCUAUAUGCGUAUACGGGGAACGCGUCAUUUUAUAUAGUGAGUCCCACAUAAAAAUAAUAUGGUAUUAGAAAUUUAAUUUUGCAAAAAUAAUUAUUAAAAUAGUAUGCCCCAUUAACUGAUUUUUUUACAUAUUUUUUAUUGCAACUCUUAUUAUUUUAAAUAGUGCAUACCGUCCUCAACCGGGUGACUUCAUCCAAAAAAUUAACUUAAAUAAUUCCUACUGUGAAUGGGGCUUAAAUGUCACUUGUCAAUUUGCAUAUUUGUCAUUGGCUGUCACUGGCAGUGUCAACAUUUCAAUAUGGCGACCAGUACCGUAAACGUCAAAUGACUCAUUCCUGAAUUACAAAUAGAAUAAAUAAGAAAAUUGUCAUUAAAAAUGUAAAUAAACUAUUUACAUGUUUAACUGUAAAUGUAAUUCGCACUCUCUAAAAAACAAAGACCAAAUUGUUUUUUAUUUUGGUUUGUUUCUAGCGAGAAAUCGCGUUACACUUUGAACAAUUUGUGAGAGAAAUUAGCACAGAACUAUGUUUUGAAUUUUAUUUUAUUUAUUGAUAAUGCGGGUCCAAACAGCUUGAGGAAGAAUAAAAUAUUACUCGAUAACAUAAAAAGGCUUUGGGACAAGUCUAGGGGCUACAUAACACAACAAUAAUAAACAAAAUUAAUAAGUCAUGGAGUGAAUGGUGGGCCCUGUGCAAUGGAAUCACCUCCAUCUAGCUCCAGUUGGUCUCAACCAUUUAUCUUGAGUGAUGAUAGUGGCCUUCUAUUGACAACAGGGUCUUUUUCAAGUGGCAACACUAGUUUUGAAAGUAGAAGUGAACAGAGGCAUUUUAUAUUUGAAGAUAGCGAUUGUGAGCCAGGAUCUCUAUCUCAAGAUGACUCCCUUGAUGGCAUGUCUGAUAUCAUGUGUGGAGAGAAUUUUAAUACAUUAAAAAAAGGUCCACAUUGGAAUGAAGUGAAACAGACUGCAUCACCAAUUGAGCCACCUUUGGAGUUUCAGGAUCAGCCAAGAAUUGUGUCGCCAGCACCAGUGGUUGAUUUCUUCUGUGAUAGGUUAACACACCAGAUUUUGAAAAGGGUUAUGUUGGAUCUUAGAAGUGAUGGUCACAGCUAUUCAAGGUAUCACUCGUCAUCCAGCCUAGAACAACAACACCCAAUAUCGCCGCCUCCCUUGCCAACACGCACCAUCCACAACAAACAACCCCCGAUCCGCCCCUUGCCCGAGCGUCCCGCGGGAUUUACCCGCACUCCCAUAAUUAGCAAAUCUGCCAUGUACCUCGGCCACUCCUCCCCCCAGCGUCACCCUUAUAACCAAUCGUAUCCGAGUCCAACCUCGAAUUUUGCCAGUUCCGCCUCAAACUUUGCCAGUUCCGCUUCACCUUACGUGAGCCACACCCCCAGGCCGUCCUCUCGUUCCUCCUUAGGCGGUUCAUCACGCCUAAGCUCCUCCCACAAUUCCUUAUGUGUAUCGCAAGCUCGUAGGGUUGACGAUUCCAGUUUUAUCACGCAGGCCGUGUCACAUGACACCCUCUCAUCCAAUCAGAUCAGCGACUUGUAUAACGUACCUUAUGACAGUGACAUGUAUGCUGUCCCGGUGGACGUGGUCAAGCAGGGCGGGGUUAAGCCUAAAAGGGGUGGGGCUUAUAGCACUUUAAGUGGCAACUUGUUGACAAGUAAAAAGAGACGGAGGAAUACAACUUCUUUGGGGUUGAAAGAGAAUGCGAAAUGUGAGGGGCGGGACAGUAGGUGUGGCCAGCAGAGAAACGGAAGGAAGAGUGUAGCUAGGAGUGAACAAUAUCAGUCAGAUACAAAACGGCAUAGUGUGGCAGGUACUUCAACUGGUAAUGGGAAUGAACCAAUUCAUAUGACCUUACAAGAAGUUAGAACUUAUUUACAAACUUUAUACUCCAGUAGUUCCGAUUCCAGUGAGAAAGAGGUGAAUUAUAGAAGGAAAGAUUGCAUAACUAGUUACACUAGCAAUAAUAACAAUAUUAACAUUAACAAUAAUAAAUAUAAUUCAAGGAAUAUGGGAAAUAAUCAGUUAAGUAAUAAUAGGCCUAAAAAGUCGACGUUCUUGAUUAGCAUAAAAAAUAAAAAGGUGAAAGAUAGCUGUGAAAAUUCGAAAUCGUUGACAAUAUCCCCCGUUAAGAAAGAAGUGAAGAAACGGAAGGUUUUUAGUUUUAAGCAGGCGCUGUGCAAUUUGUUUCGCUUCCGGAGAUUUUUGUCUGUUGAAGAAAAAACCGAUAAGGCUGACAGUGAAAAGAUUCACUACGAACUGGGUGCUAAUAACAUAGAAGACAUAAGAAAUUCUUUAACUACAAGAGCUCUACCUCCAUUGCCAAAAAAAGAAGAAGACAAAACACCUGACACAGACGAUGGAGCUAUAGAUUUCGCUACUAGCAUACAGAGAGUCAAAGACUAUGGGUGGUACUGGGGUCCGCUAUCGAGCGAGGCGGCCGAAAAAAUUCUGUCCAACGAACCGGACGGAUCGUUUAUAGUCCGGGACAGCAGUGACGAUCACUACAUUUUCUCGCUUACUUUUAAAUUGAAUAAUAGCGUGAGACACGUUAGGAUAGAACAUUUUCAAGGAAACUUUAGUUUCGGUAGUUGUACGAAAUUUAAGUCUCAAACGAUAGUGGAGUUUAUAGAGAACGCGGUGGAACAUUCCAGGAGCGGUCGAUACUUGUUCUUCCUACACCGGAGGCCUGUUAUUGGGCCAGUUAGGGUGCAAUUGCUCCAUCCAUUUUCCAGGUUUAAACAGGUGCAGAGUUUGCAGCAUAUGUGCCGGUUUGUAAUUCAUAAAAAUGUAAGAAGAGAUCUGAUCCCCGAACUCCCGUUGCCGCGACGCAUGAUAGACUAUCUUAACACCCCACACUACUAUUCGGAACGAUUCGUCGAUUUGCCAGUGAACCUGGACGAUAGUAAUCUACCAUCUUCCGGAGAGAAUACUUUCAGUGGACAUUUCGUUCCACCUGCGAUCAGCAACGGCGGCACACCGAAUCCGGACCGCAGAAGCGCCCUCUCGGCCAACUCCGAUCGUUCCAGCCAUCAGCCCGUAAUACCCGUCAACGAAUAUAUCGUUUUAAAUAGCCAUAAUGUCAGAAACUCUUGAAAUCAAUAAGCAACUUUUGCGUUCUUGCCGGUAUCGAGAACUAAUAUAAAUGUUCUCAUAAUUGUGUGCAAUUUUACGAUGUUUUUUUCUUUGGGCCGGUGUUUUUUAAAUGUGGAAUAUGUAAAAGGGAUUAUUAUUUUAAUUAUCGUUCAGUUUCGUUUUGGGAUUUCGUUACUACCUCGGAAUAUUUUAAAUUAGUUAUGGAACAAUAUUUAUAGACAUUUGAAUUUUUAUGUCAAAAUUUCAAAUUCUUUUAUGCAGAUCUUAAAAAGGAGCAAUAAGUCAAGUUAACUAUACCAAUCACACAAACUUCAAGUCUUUGUAAAGCCAUUUUUGUUCUUUUAGCAAUUUUACCGAACAAUUUAAACUCACUUUAUUGCUUAGCAUUGAUGCAAAAUAUAUUUGAAGGGUACAGGGAAAAAACCAGAUAUGUCUUUUUUUUCACAUUAGAGUAAAUUGAAUUUUAAUGUUCAAAACCAAUUAUUUUUAUUUCCAAAACGAAUAUAAACAUGUUUAUAGUUUAUAUAAAACAGAAGUUAAUAUUAUUAUAAAGUAUUAUGACUAUGGUUUUUUGGUUCAGAAAAACUAAAUACGGCUUUAUUGCAAAAAUAUCUGCAUCACUCAGGGUUUUGCGGGAACAAAAGCAGCAAUAUCACCUGAAACCGACAAAAACCAGCUGCUUUUAUUUUUGAAAUAAAAAAGAAGAUUUAAUUUUUUGGAAUUUUUAAUGUUUAUUCAUCAACAUAUUAUUAUAAAGUAAGUUAGAGAUGAGCCAGGUUUUGAAAAAAUGUCACGGCUUUUGGACUGCAAAACCUCAUGAGGCUCAUUAGGUCGUUAAACUUAGCCUUUGGAAUUGGUAAGAACCUGUAAAAAAAUUACAAAAAUUAAUACAUCUCAAUUUUAUUUAAAACUUUCUUAUAACUUACCAUAGUAUACCGGAACGGGCAGCAAAAAUUCUCCGCAUCUUAAAGCUAAAUUUCGGUCAAAGCGUUUUCGUAUUAAUCCAGACAAAACUGGUCCAUUGUAUGUUGAACGGUAGUAGAUAAGGCUGCUAUGAUGCCACUAUUUCCUUCAAAAUCUGGAUUUUAAAUGGGCAUUUUUGUAAAUAUAUUGUAUCUAAAAAUGAUUUCCAAUCCAGUAUGCGAUUUUUAUUUCAUUCAGAUUAUGAAUUUUUUUGUUUACUACAAAAUGAAUAAAUCGAAAAAUGGUAAAGUUUUUAUUUUGUCCUCGGCAGAGUCACAGAAGAUUUGCAGUUCUUUAACAUCGUCGUCGAAAUAAUUAUUGAUAAAAUGGAGAAGAAAAGAUGCAACUCGUUUGAUCCUUUUUUAGCCUCUCCUUCGUGAUAGGUAUAAAAAAAUAGAUUGACCCGAAGAGAGGACAUGUACACUAAAGGCGUACAUAGACAAUUGGCGUUUAUAAUACACGUCAUGUUAGUGGCAAUUUUAGGAAUUGAAAUAUUUUUCGCAAAAUCAAUGCAGAUGGCUUCCUUUUUGUUGCUUUUUUUGCAGCUUUUUUGGCUUGCCUUUUCCUUGAAUAAAACGCAUCAGCCUUUCUUUUAUGCAACUCGUUCAUAACGGUUAAUUCUCUAAUUUCUUCAAUAUCAGUCAAACUUUUAAGCUUAAUUUGAAAUUCAUCACACGUUGUGCAGGUGUCACUUCUAGGGUAUCCAAAAGCAAUAUUGAAUUCUUUAUUAAAGAUUGUUCUGUACGUUUCAUACGAGACUCUAGCAUUUAGAUGCUUUUCCUUAAAGAGGUUAAACAUCUUUUUGAUUGUCUUUCUUCUGGUAAUUACGUCUUUUUUGUAUCUUUUAGACUAAAGUGGCUCUGACGACCCUUAAAACCUUUGAUGUGGUCACAUACCAAACCUUUUGUUAAGUCGUCCAGCUUCCUAUGAGUUAAGCAGUAAUAUCCAAGAAUCAUUGAGAAAUACUAGUGUUGACAGGAUAAAGACCGAACAAAUGCCAUGGAAAUUUAUUUAAUAUUAGAAUAAAAAGAGUAUAUUUAAUUCAGUGGAUUUAUAAUUAAAACAAAAUUAUAUGUUACGAACCAAACCAUACAAUUAUUUCAAAUAAUUCCCAAAAUAUUAAGUCCCCUUAAAAGGUAAUAAAAGUUAGUAAACAGAGGGAGCUGCGUUAAUAAAUUCUACCUCAUAUUUAGUACUUUUUACAGGAGAAGAGAACAUUCAAAUUUUUGAAAACCCUCAAUUUAUUUUGUUUUUAUUGCUGAAUAUUCUAAUAAUAAUAUACCUUAAUGUAUAUAAAAAUCGAAAAUAUGGGACACGUAUUGAAAAUGGUAUCAUUUUUCCAUUUUAAGUGACUUAAGAUACCUUGAUUUUGUAGCAAGUAUAGUAUAUGUCCAUGCCCAGAAUUGAGUAAUGAGACCUAUGUAAAAAAUUUUAGUGAAAUAAAAAAGGACCAUGAAAUGUAACAUUAUUUUUAAUUAGGAAAAGAGCUUCUGAAGCAUAAAAUGUUCGCUGAAGACAAACUAAAAAGAACAAAAAAAAAAAUCCCUAGUAAUAAUAAUAAAACUGGAAUCGUGAAAAAUAAUAAUUAUUCAGAAUCUGAAUCUACUUCAUCGUUUUUAUUUUCACUGUAAGGGACUCUCUGAAAAAAGUCGUAGUGUUGAGAAGGUAUAACCAGCAAAGAAAAUUGAGAAUAUCAUAGUUUUUGUUCUUGAUCGAAAGUAAAGUUUGAUACAAGCGUUUCAUUAAGUAAUCGGUUUUUUUCUGCAUUAUUUUCCUUCCUUUUUGUAAUAAAUUUAUCGAAUUGGAUUUUGAAGUUUUAAACUUAUACUCGAACAAGAUUGUAUCCAAAUUCUGCGGGUUCGUCGUUCGUUUCUGCCAUUUUACUUUUUCGUUAUUAGCAUCUUUAUCCCAAUUUAGAGAAGUUUGUAGUUGCAAGUCUUUUAAAAAAGUUGCAAGUCUUUAAAUUUAAACUCUUUUUAUUUCCUGAACCUUAUAUGGAGCAUUAUUUCUUUAGGAAGUGCGAACCAAGGUAUACCAUUGGUCCGGUAAAUAUAUCGGAAUAUUUUUGGAGGUGCGUUCUAUUAGGCUAUGUACGGAAUCGCUUUCGUUCUAUGUAUGGCCUUUUUUUAAGUAACAGCCGAAUUUUAAUGUCAUGUUUGUUUUAAAUAAUUAAACUGUAGAGAUAUUUAUUCCGGUUUUUGUCCAGAGCAAUUAUUGGAAUAAAAGGAAAAUUCAUUUUUUAACUUGCACAUCUAUAAAUAAUAGAGGACAACUUCCGAUGCACCUCCCCUAGCGAUUCCCUCAUAUCACAGGUUAACAACUACGUUCUUUUGAAGUUUGGGAAAGUCAAGUAGAAUAAUAACACGUAUUCGGCAUAAGAAAUAUAUUAAUAUCUGCUUAGCGCUUUCGGCCGUAGGUCAUCAUCAGGACUAUGACUUACAGGAAAACCGAAGACCAUCGUUGUACAAGUGGUUCCUCAUUUUAAAAAACUUAUACACUAAAUAGAACGUACUUCGACCACUGAGCAAUAAGAUGCGAAUAAAUUAAAAAUGGUAGUUGUAUGUGGAUAACUUUAAUUGUAUUACAAAUUUGCAAGACCCAAUUUUGGCACAGGCAAGAUUUGUUUAAGGUCAAAUAUAGCUGCAGUUAUACUCGUCUUGUAGUUCAGUUUUUUGAUCAGCUGUAGAAUGUUCAUAUCUGUCAUACAAACAUCACACUGGUAUUUUUUUUAAUACCAGAAAUGAUUGUUAAAUUCACAACUAAAUAUUUGCCGAUAUAAAAAUUGUGCCUAUAGGUAUACCGCUGAACUUGCAAGGUGUAAAAUGUUGUAACUGUCACAAAACUGUAAAGAUGCAUACAUUGAAAGUAAGUGGUAGUAACAAUCGGUGGCUAUCUUUACGGCAGUAAUGACUUUCCAUUGGCACAACGGAACUUAUAUGCUGACGUACAGAUUUUUUAAUCUCUUCAGGCAAUUGACUGUUUUUUUAUAACCUUACCUCAUUUGUCAGAAGGAUUAGUAACAUUUCUAUACAUUUUUGAGUUUUUACGAAUUGAGAACCUAUAUUUAAUGUAUUAAGAAAAAAGGUUCCGCAUACCCACACCUCUUCUGGGGAGUUUACAUGCCGCAAUAUUUACAGCAAUUUUUUCAUUUUUAUCAGAUCUUAGCCGACAUCUUAAUUUUGGGAGAAAUUUAACGCGCUUCGCAAUAAAAUCCCUUUGCCUGUCUAUGUUGCCUGAGCCCCAAUGUUGAUCAAAUACUACCUUCUUAUUUUCUUCACUAAAUUUAGUUGAAUACCAUAAAAUGCAGGUACAUACAUGAACCUUUAAUUUCUCGAGCAUAUACAAUAUUGUUUUGCGUUUUUAAUGCAUUUUUCCACUAAUUCUGAAUUUUUUUGAUUUUAUUUUUUCUUUAUUCCCCUCGGUUUUCUUCGGUAUCCGUGCCUGUUCCUUCAGAAUUUUCAUAUUUUUCUUGUUGCGGUUUAUGUUCUGAACCAUUGUCUUGUCUCAUAAGGAUCUAAUGGAGAAAGUGAUUCUCUUUGGACACUGGUUACAUUAUGGGCAAUGGAAUUAUUUUGACUUUAAAUCUUUGGAAUGGCGUCAACCUCAGAUUGAUCAAUGGUGUAAUUUUGGAUUGGAAACAAUGCGCUGAAGGUUUCUUUAUUGGUACUGAGGUUGGGCAGUGCACAAUUCUCAUCAAGUUCCUGGAAUUCAUACAGUCAUCUGGAAAAAAUAAAAACUAAUAUUUACCUUCUCGUCAUCAAUAUAAAAAUAAUUUUUAAACAUUAUAAGAGCUGCUAACAAGUUAAUACAAAGAAAAUAUCAUAAUUUUGUUUCAUUUGAUUUCAUUAGAAUACUCCCAACAAGUUACGCCUAUUGAAUGGCGAGUAAUAGAAAACGAAAAAAAAUUCCCAAACAUCUAGCCUUAUAAGGAAACAAUAAUUCGCGACAUUUUUUUGUCCAGUAGUAUCCAAAUUAACUGGACAUAGGAUUGUUCUACAUAAAUUUUUUUGUAGCUUUUUAGAUUCAUUUUACAACAAAUUAUAAUACGAGUAUGAUAAGUGCAUAGGCACCUACGUAAAGAAAUCAUAGACAUUUUAUACCGUCUCUUGCAUAACGCGUAACACUUUGGCUCCCAAGAAAACCCUAGACACAUAAAAUCCAUAACCUCACAAAACAGCGAUACAAAAAUAUUCGAUUUUAGCUAAAAAUGUGAAGUUUUUACUUACCUGUUAAAGCAUUAGGAGCACCAGAUGCUGCUGCUUGAUUAUCAGCCCUAUUAAAAAUUUUACAGGUUCUGCUUUUAUACAUUUUCUCAUAUUCAGCUAAUAAGACAAACGUCUGUACAACGAUGGCUUUAACAGAGCAGGGCAAGUCUAUGCCCAGCGUUACAAUGAGAAAGUAUUGUGUGGCCACAUAAAAUACUUCUGCGUUUAAAUAUUUUAGCAGGUUCGGCAUAAGCUAGUUUGAUUGCAUCUAAUUUUAGACGUAAGGUCUAUAAAAAUAUCAGCAAAUUUUAUAACAUUUGAGCUGGGCGUUCAAACCUCAUUUUUGCUAAAAAUGGACCUCUGCAUUAACCCACUAUAAUUAAAACAAUUAUUUUCAAAUGAAGCAAAUAUGUAACUGCAAAACCAGACAUUUAUCCACUGCCCAAUAUCAUCCAUACCUAUAGCGGCUUAAUGAAAUUUAUGGUGGAAAGAAAUCCUGGAUGAAAAACUGAAUGAGAUUUUUUUACUAAUUAUUUUAAUAACUCUACCACUAUAUUCCAAUCGACAGAUAACACAUUUUAUCUGUUCUGGUAAUUUUUUUUACAACUUCCAAACAUUUUUCGGCAUAGCCCACGUCCAUUUCUUGUCAGAAAAUAAAACUAAUAUUUAUUAUAAUUUAUUAACAAAUAACGUAAUUUUAAGGUUAGCAAAGUAAGGGGUUUCUAUAUACAACCCGGAAUCUUGUAUAGAUAUACCGCAAUAGCCGAUAAGUUUUCAACCAAAGUUUUUUUAUUGUGAUCGAACUAAUUUUUAUUUAAAGUAACAUUAUAACGUAGGGUUAGUAGUUGCUUUAUAAUAAAUAUAUGGUAUUCA
Molecule: messenger RNA, 9207 nt
Organism: Anthonomus grandis grandis
Lineage: Eukaryota; Metazoa; Arthropoda; Insecta; Coleoptera; Curculionidae
Exons: 11
Coding region: 752-3166 (804 amino acids)
Biological process (GO): phosphatidylinositol phosphate biosynthetic process; intracellular signal transduction
Cellular component (GO): phosphatidylinositol 3-kinase complex
Molecular function (GO): 1-phosphatidylinositol-3-kinase regulator activity
Source: RefSeq, a predicted model, not a curated record